This is a messenger RNA of Bemisia tabaci, 469 nucleotides long. NCBI's taxonomy places the organism in Eukaryota, Metazoa, Arthropoda, Insecta, Hemiptera, Aleyrodidae. The record is from RefSeq and is a predicted model, not a curated record.
AUGAGUACCUAUGUCAAGCCCAAGACAAACGUGGUAUUUUCUAGAUACCAGUUUUUCACAAGAUCGCAGAAGGACGGUGAGGAUUUUGAAACGUUCCUUCUCUCACUCAAGAAGCUGGCUGAAAAUUGUGGCUUUGGUGAGCUGAAAACAUCGCUCAUCCGUGAUCGCAUCAUCAUUGGAAUCUCCAAUUACGAACUUCGCCAACGCAUGCUGGGAGAAGAAUACGAUUUCGAGAAGACGGUCAAGCUAUGCAGGUCAGUCGAGUCUGGGAAACAGCGGGCAAAGGAAAUCAACGAUCAAGGGACAUCAUCCACAACUGAGGUCAAUUGGGUCAGCAAACCGCAUUACAGCCGAAAUCAACAGCCAAGCUGCAGCUCAGGUACUGGAUCUACAACUGAACAGCCAAUCAACUGCCAAAAUUGUGGGACUAGCCAUCCUAUCAACCAAUGUCCAGCAUUCAAAAAGCAAU